This is a messenger RNA of Protopolystoma xenopodis, 267 nucleotides long. The record is from the annotation of a GenBank genome assembly. Lineage: Eukaryota; Metazoa; Platyhelminthes; Monogenea; Polystomatidea; Polystomatidae.
UCCGAUGCUUUUGCCUCCUUCUUACCCAACCUUCAUGAGCUCCGUUUGACACCGAUACCUCCGGAAUUUGUCAUUGUACCUUCUGCUCUAGUCCCACCACCACAAGCACCACCUUUCAAUUUUAUCCCACCUCAUACGACCACAGGCCUCCAGCACCUUUGGCCUUCUAUGGUAGCAAACCUCCCACUCCCAACCGAAACAGCUGUUCUGCGUUACCCCUGGCACUGCCACACUCCCCUCGCCCUAUCCGAUCCGGUGCCAAACUAG